AGCAGACGGUGAUGAUUUUACUGCUCUAUAUAAGUGAAGUGUCAUCCAGUACCGGACAGUGUCAGUGGUGCUGUGGUACAUCUUCUACACCUGUGAGUCAGUGCUCAUGAAUCCUGACUGAUUAAUCCAGGGUGAACUGUUCUACUCGCCCUGGCUGCAGUAAGUGGCUUCUUCUCUGGCCGCACACACUGACAUGAGAUCAGUCUGGGCAUGGCGUCCUUCUCCACUUACUGUAAAACAGCGGGAGCAGCUGAGGACGAAACCGGCGAUCAGGACCAGUCACUGCAGCACAUGCUGAAAGCAAUCGCUGAUGAACGGAACCGACUUAAUAUCCGACAAGAAAUCAGCGGUAUCGGGUGUUUUAAGGAUGACCGGAUUGUUUUCUGGACAUGGAUGUUCUCCACAUACUUCAUGGAGAAACUGUCAUCUCGUGAGGACGACAUGCUCUUCUACGUUCGACGGAAACUCUCUUAUGUUAGUGCAGACAACACAGAAGGAAAGAAGGUAGAGGUGGAGGUGUACCGAAGAGACUCCAAAAAGCUGCCUGGCCUGGGAGAUCCUGAUAUAGACUGGGAGGAGAGUGUGUACCUGAACCUCAUUUUACAAAAGCUGGACUACGUGGUCACGUGUGCAGUGUGCACCCGCACAGAUGCUGGAGACAUUCACAUCCACAAAAAGAAAACACAGCAAGUGUUCGCCUCGCCCAGCAAGCACCCGAUGGACAGCAAGGGAGAAGAAUCCAAAAUGAGCUACCCGAACAUCUUCUUCAUGAUCGACAACUUUGAAGAGGUGUUCAGUGAUAUGACUGUUGGUGAGGGUGAGAUGGUGUGUGUGGAGCUGGUAGCUAGCGAUAAAAGCACCACCUUCCAGGGAGUGAUCUUCCAGGGCUCCAUCCGUUAUGAGGCCCUCAAGAAGGUCUAUGAUAAUCGGGUGAGUGUGGCUGCUAAGAUGGCUCAGCGCAUGUCGUUCGGAUACUACAAGUACAACAACAUGGAGUUUGUGCGAAUGAAGGGUCCUCAGGGGAAAGGACAUGCCGAGAUGGCUGUAAGUCGAGUGCCAACUGGAGACACGUCACCCUGCGGUACCGAGGAGGAGCAGGUCUCACCUCUGCAUGAUAGGGUAACGUCAUUCAGUACUCCUCCAACCCCAGAGAGAAACAGGCCGUCCUUUUUCUCUCCCUCUCUGCGCCGCAAAGUGCCCCGAAACCGCAUUGCGGAGAUGAAGAAAUCCCAUUCAGCCAACGACAGUGAGGAGUUCUUCAGGGAUGAGGAUGAGGAAGACCUGUGUAAUACGACGAACCUGCGCUCGCGCUCUCUCUCGGGGACAGGACGCUCACUGGUGGGUUCCUGGCUCAAGCUAAACAAGACAGAUGAUUACUUCCUGCUCUACUCACAUCUCACCUAUGUUACACUUCCUCUGCACCGGAUAACCACAGAUAUCCUGGAGGUGAGACAGAAACCCAUCCUGAUGAUAUAGCCGUUCCUGGCCUCCCCUAAACACGUGACUAAGUGCCUCUUCACAUCAGGCCCCUGAGACAACAGCGCCAUCUAGCGUCAAAACUCGGAACCAAAAACACCAAUAAAGAAAAAGCGAGAACAAACAAGAGACCUUGAGACUUUUCAAAACCAGCCAAUCAAGAAGUGCCUCUUCCACCUGUUCUUCUGUGAGUGUCUGGCUGUAUGUGGACACUGAGCGUGUGAACACUGUCCGAAACGUCUCGUCCAUCCGAUCGGCUCAGGAACGGAAGGCAGGACUGGCUAACGUCUCCGCCUGCGAGUGAAAAGGACAACAUAUCAAAGAAUAAUAACAGUAAAGAAUGUGUGUAUGUGUGUGUGUGUGUGUGUGUGUGUGUGUGUGUGUGUUUGUUGUAAAUACACUGCUGCUUAAUAGAAUACUCAGUGAAUUUACCAACACGACCCUCUUCUCAGCCUUGUGUACAGAGACCCCACUGGGUCUGGCAGUGUUGUCUAUUUGUGCAUAGUGCUUUUUUCCAAAGGCAGCCAAUCCCCCCCCUCGCCCCUCCUCAAUCCUUAGGCCUUAAAACUUCCUGAACAGAUAACGUGGCGUCGAGUUGACUUGUUUUAUGGCCUACUUACUGCUUCACACACUCGGAGUCUGGACUUGGAAAUGCUGGACGUGUCUUAAGUUCACACAUUAGAAAGAAAGCUGCACAAGUAGAAUUUUCAGUUUUUCUUAAAAAGACGUGAUAUCUUCAUUUAUUCGUGUGUUUGAGAUCUUUGUAAUCUUUUUGAUUAAUAUUUAUAACUGGCUGUUGGUGGUGAGAUGAGUUCAACUGACAGAAAAUCCACUGACUAUGUCUUCAAGAUUAAAAAAGAAUGUAUUUCAGAGGAAAACAGCUGACAUGUUGGAUUAUUGUUGAAUUAAAGAGUUAAGGAAGCUUU
Messenger RNA from Trichomycterus rosablanca, 2402 nucleotides. Its product is annotated as kiaa0930. The transcript has 10 exons. The record is from RefSeq and is a predicted model, not a curated record. Bases 211 to 1476 code for a protein of 421 amino acids. NCBI's taxonomy places the organism in Eukaryota, Metazoa, Chordata, Actinopteri, Siluriformes, Trichomycteridae.